GACAACUCGCAUGGACUUACGUAUUCACUUGAAAAAUUUUAUCACUAAUUUUUUUUUUAUAUAAAUCAUUGAUAAAUAUAUUUAGUAAUUAACAUAUAACUUAUUAUUAAUAUUUACUUGUAAUUAUUCACGCAUUUGAAUCAACAAGACAUAAAACUAAAACAAACAACGUCAAAAUGUUCGCCUGCACUCGAUUCAUUGCCCCAGUUGCCAGAUCGGCUUUAGUCGCCAGUAGCAAAAGUUACGUACGUCCACUCAGCAGUGGAGUAAUCAGCCAAAGUCAAUCCUUGCAGGAAACCCAGAGGCAAACUCCAGCUUGUUUGUCGCCAGUGAUCCGCAGCUUCCAGACCUCCGCGGUAAGCCGUGACAUCGAUUCAGCUGCCAAAUUCGUUGGCGCUGGUGCUGCUACCAUUGGAGUAGCUGGAUCUGGUGCCGGAAUUGGAUCAGUAUUCGGUUCAUUGAUUAUCGGGUACGCAAGAAAUCCAUCACUUAAACAGCAGCUCUUCUCAUAUGCCAUCUUGGGAUUCGCCUUGUCCGAAGCCAUGGGUCUUUUCUGUCUUAUGAUGGCUUUCUUGCUCUUGUUCGCCUUCUAAGCCGUUAAUCCUCCAUACGAAUUACCGAUAGUUUUAGUGCGUCACUGCCAAGGCAGCGUCAUCUUGCUUGCAAAUAGUUUGACGACGACUGUCUAUGGUUCCAAGGGAGUCCAUGAAAUUAUUAAAGCCGAUGACUCUUGGUAGUACUGGUUGGAGCGCGACGGUGCAACAAUUCAUUAAUGAUAAUAAUAAUAAUUAUGAUAAUAAUAAUAACAUCAUCAAUUUAUAAUAAAUAAACAUAAUAAAUAAAUAAAAUAAACACGGGGCUACUGAUUUAUUUUAUUGAUAACAGCUCAAUAAAAUAGUUGCGAGCCGUUGCGAAUCCAUCCAGUGGCUCGUAAUCAUUUCAUGGCCUACCGACUCAUGUAGCAUAACUCACAUUGUUAUAAAGUUAUUAAAUUUCAGUGUACUAAUAUUUAAAGAAAAUAUGAUAAUUAAUUAAACGAUUAGAAGUUUAUUGUUUAAAAAAAAAUAUCGUAAUUGUCGACGUUUGUAUAAUUUUGCAUACACUACAUGCAGCACGUGCGCGCCCCAUAUAAUCAAUUACUUUAAUAAUUAAUAAAAAAUUAUAAAUAUUAUUAUUAUUAUUAUUAUUUCAUUGCGUCGUACGGUUUUAAUGUUAAUUACUAUUAAUUAUUAUUUUUAAAUAAAGCUCAUUUGUUAACUUUAAACGAUUCAUCAUUGUUAAACCGUCGCGUACGCACCUUUUUGCGGUAACUCUGAGAGGAAUAUGUACAGUAAAAUCGAAAAAAAUUAAAUAAACAUCCAGUCGUACGAAAAAAAUAA
Messenger RNA from Microplitis demolitor, 1379 nucleotides. It is a transcript of the gene ATPsynC, whose product is annotated as ATP synthase lipid-binding protein, mitochondrial. NCBI's taxonomy places the organism in Eukaryota, Metazoa, Arthropoda, Insecta, Hymenoptera, Braconidae. The transcript has 5 exons. The record is from RefSeq and is a predicted model, not a curated record. Bases 177 to 593 code for a protein of 138 amino acids. Gene Ontology annotation, biological process: proton motive force-driven ATP synthesis; proton transmembrane transport. Gene Ontology annotation, molecular function: proton transmembrane transporter activity.